CCCCCCUCCGCCUCGAAAUUUCCAAUACCACGAUCUCCAUCCACCCGACCAACGACAACAAUUGACCAUCUUUGAGACCUCGACCUCGCAAAGAUGGCUGUCGGCAAGAACAAGAGAUUGUCCAAGGGCAAGAAGGGUCUCAAGAAGAAGACCGUCGACCCCUUCACCCGCAAGGACUGGUACUCCAUCAAGGCUCCUUCGCCUUUCCAGAUCCGAGAUGUCGGCAAGACCCUCGUCAACCGUACCACCGGUCUCAAGAACGCCAACGACUCCCUGAAGGGCCGUAUCGUUGAGGUAUCGCUGGCCGACCUGCAGAAGGAUGAGGACCACGCUUUCCGCAAGAUCAAGCUCCGCGUCGACGAGAUCCAGGGCAAGAACUGCCUGACCAACUUCCACGGUCUCGACUUCACAUCCGACAAGCUGCGAUCGCUCGUGCGCAAGUGGCAGUCCCUGAUCGAGUGCAAUGUCACCGUCAAGACCACCGAUGACUACCUCCUCCGCCUGUUCGCCAUUGCUUUCACCAAGCGCCGCCCCAACCAGAUCAAGAAGACCACCUACGCCGCCUCCUCCCAGAUCCGUGCCAUCCGCAAGAAGAUGACCGAGAUCAUCACCCGCGAGGCCGGCAGCUGCACCCUGCAGCAGCUGACCAGCAAGCUCAUCCCCGAGGUGAUCGGACGUGAGAUCGAGAAGGCUACCCAGGGAAUCUACCCUCUCCAGAACGUUCACAUCCGCAAGGUCAAGCUGCUGAAGCAGCCCAAGUUCGACCUUGGCAGCCUGCUCGCCCUCCACGGCGAGUCGACCACGGACGAGCAGGGCCAGAAGGUGGAGCGGGAGUUCAAGGAGCGUGUCCUCGAGGAGGUGUAAAGAGUCGGUGCUGGAGCGGACGAACAAAACUGAUUUGGAGUGCGGCAUGGACACACGGUUUUUUCCGGCAAUACCUUCUCAGGGGCAUGGGUUUUGCUUUCUCGUUGCAUUUGGCGUGGCAAAUCAGAUCGGUACAGAGGUAGUUAUAUGGAUACCUGUGCCUUUUUCACCAUGAGUCCAGGCCGGAACGAAUCAAAAAAAGGAAAAUCGAUCAAACAUUCUUCAACAAGGGCCGCUUCGAGACAGUGAGAUGUGUUUUUCGCUUUUAUAUACUCGUAGCCAUAUGGCUCUACCUUCCUUGGAGGCUCAGAUCUUACCAUUGCUCUGGACAUGUUCAUUCUACCUCUUGGCGUCAAGCUCAUGGUGGUUGGCUACAGCGGUCGACUCGAGGGCAGUGGACACGGCGACAGGAGAAAUAAGACACAGAC
Cryphonectria parasitica EP155 is the source of this 1292-nucleotide messenger RNA. Its product is annotated as 40S ribosomal protein S3. Gene Ontology annotation, biological process: translation. Bases 94 to 864 code for a protein of 256 amino acids. NCBI's taxonomy places the organism in Eukaryota, Fungi, Ascomycota, Sordariomycetes, Diaporthales, Cryphonectriaceae. The record is from RefSeq and is a predicted model, not a curated record. Gene Ontology annotation, cellular component: cytosol; ribosome. Gene Ontology annotation, molecular function: structural constituent of ribosome. The transcript is spliced from 5 exons.